GACGUUGGUAUUUCCGCUCCAACCGCGGAACGAAGAAGACGAGGCAAGCUUCUGUAGUUUCUUCAUCGUGCCAAUGUGAAAUUGCCGCGGUUAAAGUCAGUUCACUAAAAGCAGCAAUACGUGAGCACGUUUUACGUCGUUUUUGACUUGCAGCAAUUGCCAUUACGUUCACCUCCACGAUCCAUUUCUAACGCCUCAGCUUUGGAGAAGCACCAUGUCAUUCCCUCUCCCCAAACCGCAGACCCCCCAGCUUCCUCACCAUCUGCUCCGAACCAUCGACUGUCAGCAGGGAGCCGUCCGAGCGGUGCGCUUCAACGUGGACGGCCAGUAUCUGCUCUCCUGCGGCGCCGACAAGUCUCUCAAGCUGUGGAGCGGCAGCCGAGGGACGCUGCUCAAGACCUACAGCGGCCACGGGUACGAGGUGCUGGAUGCCGACAGCUCCUUCGACAACAGCAACAUUUGCUCGUGCAGUUCCGACAAGACGGUGAUCCUUUGGGACGUGGCCACGGGUCAGGUGGCUCGCAAACUUCGAGGGCACGCCGCGAAAAUCAAUUGCGUGCAGUUCAACGAGGAGGCCAGCGUCAUCUUGUCGGGUUCCUUGGACGGGACGGUGCGCUGCUGGGACACCAGGUCCCGCAAGAACGAGCCCAUCCAAGUUCUGGAUGAGGCGCGAGACAGCGUCAGUAGCCUGAAGGUGUCCAAACACGAGCUGCUCACCGGGUCCGUCGACGGCCGAGUGAGACGUUACGACCUGAGGAUGGGAGAGCUCCACGUGGACUUCCUCAACAGUCCCAUCACAUGCGUAUGCUUCAGUCAGGACGGCCAGUGCACGCUCAGCUCCAGCCUGGACUCCACCGUCAGACUACUGGAUAAGAGUACGGGAGAAAUGCUGGGAGAGUACACGGGACACACCAUGAAGGGAUACAAGCUGGAAUGCUGCCUGUCCCGCAAAGACACUCACGUGCUAAGCUGCUCCGAGGACGGACACGUCUACUUCUGGGACCUGGUGGAGGGUUGUCUGUCAUUGAAGCUUCCCGUGGGCCAGGCGGUGGUCCAGUCCUUGUCCUUCCAUCCAACGCAGCCGCGUCUCCUCACCGCCAGCCAAGGCCGCGUCCAAGUGUGGGCGGCCGAGCCGGAAGAUCCCGACGCAAACGACGACGACGGCGGCGCCGCCCUAUAGCGCCUGCACACGUGUGGACUUUUUCCCUUUUGCUCCAACGAACCACGUUGAGCCACCGCGGCAGAUUUGUACGAAUGGCAUCACAUUACUUGAUCUGAUUGGACGCUCGUGGACCAUGUGGCACAUUUCAUCCAAUGACAAGUAUGAAUUUUGUUUUGCCUUCCAUACACCACUUCC
Messenger RNA from Syngnathus acus (greater pipefish), 1357 nucleotides. RefSeq names its product WD repeat domain containing 83 (gene wdr83). The record is from RefSeq and is a predicted model, not a curated record. The transcript is spliced from 10 exons. The coding region runs from base 215 to 1180 and encodes 321 amino acids. NCBI's taxonomy places the organism in Eukaryota, Metazoa, Chordata, Actinopteri, Syngnathiformes, Syngnathidae. Gene Ontology annotation, cellular component: catalytic step 2 spliceosome. Gene Ontology annotation, biological process: mRNA splicing, via spliceosome. Gene Ontology annotation, molecular function: protein binding.